AAGAAGUUUUAUCAGAAGAAAUAAAUUUCUUAAAUAUAAACGAUAUAGGUUUUAAUCCAAAUAAAUAUCGAACUCAAAAAGCUAGUAUAAAUAUAAAUUUAUUUAUUCAAGCUUUAAUUAAGGAAGCUAGAGUAACUAAUUCAAAUAUAUCUGAAAUUCUUUGA
Molecule: messenger RNA, 164 nt
Organism: Funneliformis geosporum
Lineage: Eukaryota; Fungi; Glomeromycota; Glomeromycetes; Glomerales; Glomeraceae
Source: the annotation of a GenBank genome assembly